GUAUCGUUUUGUAGUUAAUGACCAUAAUUUAGUCGAGGUUGGUUUUAUUUAGCGGUUCGCGCCAUUUUUGUAUUCGAUAAAUUACGAGAUAUUUUGUUGAUUUUCCAGCAAAAUGAACGUUUAAAAGUGAAAUGAUUCGAUCAUUGGCACCUAGUCAACGAGGGAAACGUCCUUUACUUUUGGAUAUACCGCAGGAUAUUGCAGCAAUAACUCUAUCAGAAAAUUGUCCUCCAGAAUCAAAAAGAAGGACUGCCAAAAAUGUCAAGGACGUGCAAAUAUCGGAACGCAAGGCUGUUCUUCUUUCCGAUGAUGGCAUCAAUGCGAUGCAAAAGAUAGUAUCUGAACAUGAAGAAAGAGUGAGGAAACUUCUUAGCAAACCAUUUAAAAUACCAGUGCCUGGUUAUCAAUUAUCUGGGCGAGUUCUUGGAUUACGUCUGCCAGGACCACGUAGACCAUUGCACGAUCCUAAUGAUCCUAAUGCUUUAAUUGUCUAUUCGCCACCAGAAUUAUCUGAACAUGAAAGAUUGAAAAUUGAUUCGUGUAAGCAACUUGUACAUGUAGUUGUAGAUCCAAUAUUGUGCAAUGUAUUAAGGCCGCACCAACGUGAAGGAGUGAAAUUUAUGUAUGAAUGUGUAACGGGUAAACGUAUAGAAAAUGCAUAUGGUUGUAUUAUGGCAGAUGAAAUGGGUCUUGGCAAAACACUGCAAUGUAUAACAUUAUUAUGGACAUUAUUGAAACAAGGACCAGAAGCUAAACCAUUAAUAGACAAAGCAAUUAUCGUUGCACCUAGCUCUUUAGUGAAGAAUUGGUAUAAUGAAAUCAAUAAAUGGUUAAAUAAUAUAGUUAACACCCUUGCUAUCGAUGGAGGAAAAAAAGCAGAAAUUGACACAAAACUCCUCAGGUUUAUGAAAACUUACGGCGGUAGAUGUGUAACUCCUAUUCUCAUUAUAAGUUAUGAAACAUUUCGCCUACACGCACAUGUACUGCAUCAAGAUGAAGUAGGUCUUGUACUUUGUGAUGAAGGUCAUCGUUUAAAAAAUUCUGAAAAUCAAACAUAUCAAUCCUUAAUGGGUUUGAAGGCUAAGAGAAGAGUAUUGCUAAGCGGGACGCCUAUACAAAAUGAUCUUCUGGAGUACUUUUCCCUUGUACACUUUGUUAAUCAAGGAUUAUUGGGAACUGCACAGGAAUUCCGAAGAAAGUACGAAACGCCUAUAUUACGUGGUCAAGACGCAGCUGCGACAGACGAUCAACGUAAACUCGCUCAAGAACGUUUAUCUGAUUUAGUAUCAGUCGUUAAUAAGUGCCUCAUUAGACGUACUAGCGCUUUACUUUCGAAAUAUUUGCCACUGAAACACGAAUUCGUAGUAUGUAUAAAAAUGGGAGAGCUGCAAACCCGUCUCUAUAAAAAUUUCAUACAGAGUGAGAGUAUAAAAAGAUCUAUGGAAGAGGAUGAUAAUCCAAAGAAAGGAGGCCAUUUAUCCGCUUUAGCUGCCAUAACUCUUUUAAAAAAACUAUGCAAUCAUCCCGAUUUGAUAUACGAUAAAAUAAUGGAAAAGUCAGAGGGAUUUGAGAAAGCUGCACAAUUGUUGCCAUCGCAUUACUCCACAAAACAAUUGCUGCCAGAAUUAUCAGGCAAACUAAUGGUUCUGGAUUGUUUGUUGGCGUCCAUUAAAACUACAACAAACGACAAAAUAGUAUUAGUUUCUAACUAUACACAGACCCUCGAUUUAUUCGAAAAGCUGUGCAAUAAACGUUCCUACAAUUAUGUGAGACUCGAUGGUUCGAUGACUAUCAAGAAAAGAUCGAAAGUAGUUGAGAAUUUUAAUAGCGAUACUAGCAGCGAUUUUAUUUUCAUGCUCAGUUCGAAAGCCGGCGGAUGUGGCUUGAAUCUCAUCGGUGCGAAUCGUCUUGUCAUGUUCGAUCCUGAUUGGAAUCCCGCAAAUGAUGAUCAAGCGAUGGCUCGAGUCUGGAGAGAUGGCCAGAAGAAAACGUGCUUCGUCUAUCGUUUUCUUUCUACUGGAACAAUAGAAGAAAAAAUAUUUCAGAGACAGGCUCAUAAAAAAGCAUUGAGUUCUACAGUGGUCGAUCAAGAAGAUGAUGUAGCAAGGCAUUUCACUAUAAACGAUCUUCGCGAUUUAUUCAAAUUAGAACAAAAUACUGUUUCAGAUACGCACGACAAGUUCAAAUGCACACGUUGCGUCAAUGGAAUCGAGGUGAAGGGUCCACCGGAGCAAUCCGAUUGCAAUUCCGAUCUGUCCGAAUGGCGGCAUUCACAUAAUCCGCGAAAUUUACCGGAUAUAUCGUUACGACAAUGUUGGGCUAGCGGUAUUUCAUUCGUUUUUCAUCAUCGCUCACAUGAACAUAUAAAAUAAUCAUGAUUUGAUUGAUAAUUUAUUAGCAUUUUGUUUCAAACUGUAUUUUGUAACGGUAUUUUAAUAAAUUUACAAUACUUUAUUCAUCAAUGCCAUCAAUGAAACAGCAUCAAAUAUAGAAACUGCUUCAAUUUUUUGAGAAA
This is a messenger RNA of Camponotus floridanus (Florida carpenter ant), 2515 nucleotides long. RefSeq names its product DNA repair and recombination protein RAD54-like (gene okr). Gene Ontology annotation, cellular component: nucleus. The record is from RefSeq and is a predicted model, not a curated record. NCBI's taxonomy places the organism in Eukaryota, Metazoa, Arthropoda, Insecta, Hymenoptera, Formicidae. The transcript has 10 exons. Gene Ontology annotation, molecular function: ATP binding; DNA translocase activity; ATP-dependent chromatin remodeler activity. The coding region runs from base 132 to 2372 and encodes 746 amino acids. Gene Ontology annotation, biological process: double-strand break repair via synthesis-dependent strand annealing; reciprocal meiotic recombination.